GUUAAUCGUGCAAAUGACCCUUAAAUAAUGGGCCUUAUUGAAAAUGGAAAACCAAGCAAAGAUUGGCUGCACGAAAAACGGAUUUGGUCUUACGCUGACGAAGGAAGGAAGCAGAUUUCGUGAGAAGUUUGCAAAUCACAAAUUAACUUUUAUUCAAAGGGAAGAGGAGUUGAUGGUUUAAUUUUUGUCUUACCAUAUGUUGUAGCUAUAAUUACACAAUUGUAGACAUUAGUACGUCAAGUUUCCUUAAUUGACCUACAUUGGACUAAAAUGAGCACCAUGGAACCAGAGACAUACCAACCUGAAGUUGGAAGCUCAAAUCAGUUAGAGACAAACAAUUCAAAUUAUGUCUUUCAUGUCAAGAAGCUACUACAUCGAAGAAUGCUGGUCGGUAUAAGUGAUGGAAGGUUCUUUCUAGGUACGUUUUAUUGUGUUGAUAAGCAAGGAAACAUAAUUCUUCAAGAUGCAGUUGAGUACCGUAGCACCAGAAGAUCUGCUCCUUGUCCAAUGGAACAGCGAGUUCUUGGUCUCAUUUUAAUCCCUUCCUCGUGUCGGAAAACAUGUCAUGUGGAUUGUUCUAUUGACGAGGAGUUGUCCCUAAUGUCACUUGGGGAGCAAAACUCAUAAUUAUUAGUGGGUAUAAACUUGAUCGAAGUUGAUCCAAUUGGAUGAAUAUGUUGCCGGUUUGAUUUAUCCUGACAAUUUGUUAUGCUGUUUUCAAGUGUGAACUUUACUGGUGUUAUAUUAUCAGAUGUAUAUUUUUCCUCAGAUAGGAAGAAACCUUGAUGAGUUUGUCACCAAGAAACCUGUCAUUUUUCUGUUGCAUCCGUCUCUCUAAUGUUCCUUAUGGAUUGUUUCCUCUUUCCAUGA
Messenger RNA from Lycium barbarum (goji berry), 870 nucleotides. RefSeq lists its product as uncharacterized. The record is from RefSeq and is a predicted model, not a curated record. Bases 271 to 627 code for a protein of 118 amino acids. Lineage: Eukaryota; Viridiplantae; Streptophyta; Magnoliopsida; Solanales; Solanaceae. The transcript is spliced from 2 exons. Gene Ontology annotation, cellular component: NatC complex.